Messenger RNA from Hansenula ciferrii, 792 nucleotides. RefSeq names its product Atp11p (gene ATP11). The transcript has 2 exons. NCBI's taxonomy places the organism in Eukaryota, Fungi, Ascomycota, Saccharomycetes, Phaffomycetales, Wickerhamomycetaceae. Bases 1 to 792 code for a protein of 263 amino acids. Gene Ontology annotation, cellular component: mitochondrion. The record is from RefSeq and is a predicted model, not a curated record. Gene Ontology annotation, biological process: mitochondrial proton-transporting ATP synthase complex assembly.
AUGAAGGAUCAAGGUUAUAUACCAGGACUUGGUGCUAGUAACGUUGAUGAAUUGAAAGAAAAAUUAAAAGAUGAAUUAGAAAAAACUCGUAAAGAGUUGAAUAAAAUCGAUCCAUUAAAAGAAUUGGAAGAAUAUGAAAGAAAACAAGCUAUAGAAGCACAAGAGAAGAAGGCACACGAAAAUAAAUUAAGAAAAGGUAGAGAUCCAACUGCUCCUGAAAAACCAUACAAAACAUUAAGCUCAUUCGUCGAUGUUGAAAAAAUAUCAGAAUUACCGUUAAAAGAAUUGGAAUAUAUAUGGAGAGCAAGAUUUGCAAAACAUGACAAUGCGUUGAUCUCAUUAGUUCCAGGUGAAGUUUUUGAUAAAUUGUACAAAAAUGCUAGAGAAAAUCCAACUUUUGUAUUACCUUUACCAAGAGAAGGUGAAGGAUUUGAUUUACAUUAUAUUCAAUGGCAAUUUGUUGGUCCAAAUACAGUCCAUUGUAUGUUUACCACAUUAAUGGAGUUUAAAGUUCAUAAGGAAUUUGCUAGACCACAUACUUCAAUCAUUUUCCAUACUGAAUUGAAAGAUGAUAAAGACGUUGUUUUGAUGAAUGGUACUGUGGAGAAAGAUGCAGCAGUCAAAUUACCAGAAUCUCAACUUUUAUUACUGAAUGUUCAAAGAUUUUAUGGUGUGUUAGCUGAAACUGAAGCUUCAAAACGUCGUUUACAGCUAUUGAAAGACUUCACUUCAGGAUCUUCAAAUUUCACAGUUGAAGCAUUAUUAGCUGAAGCUCAAUCCCUAGAAAAUUAG